ACAAAGUAGUCCCAGCUCGUUGAUUAUUAUACUUCAUAAUUAUUUCUAAGCACAACACAAAUCCUUGUGCAAAAUGACGACACCUAGACUUUUCCAACUCGAAGAUAUGUUCAAGUUUAACCAUAUUGUACUCGAUCCAUUGGUGGAAGUGUACUCACUGCCGUUUCUUCUCCCCAAGAUAUUGGAAUAUCCCGAUCUGGUCCUCUCGGCAGUGGCACCUGAUGACCGCCUAAUGGGUUUCAUCCUGGGCACCCGAAUAAUGGACUCUAAAGAGACACACUUCAUUGGUGAAGGAAAAGAAAAGAUUGCUAGCCACGGACACAUUUCUGCCUUGGCCGUGGCCCAUGAGUACCGGAGAUUGGGUCUAGGCUCUGGUCUAAUGGAGAUUAUAAGGAAAUUGCUAGAUACCUUUAAAGACCCUUAUGUGGAUCUCUUUGUGCGUCAGAAGAACGUCAGUGCUAUUUGUCUUUACGAGACUCUGGGAUAUGUGAAGUAUCGCUGGUUGCCUCAGUACUAUGCCAAUGAUCAUGGCUACGAUAUGCGACUGCCUUUAUCAAGUGAUGUGGAACGAAGAUCCCUGAAUGGUAUUACGAGGAACAAGUUCUACAGCUUUGGCAAUAUGAUUUUCAAUCUUCUGAUGCUCUAUGUGGUGGGAAUAAGGCAUAUUUUCAUGGGUGACACGCAAUAAACUAAUGUUAAUAUUUCCAUUACCCUAGUUACCCAUCGCAGCUAAAAUCAUAUCGCAGACAUGAAUAAAAAUUUCAGAAAAAGUUCAUUGCA
Messenger RNA from Drosophila serrata, 780 nucleotides. RefSeq names its product N(alpha)-acetyltransferase 20 B (gene Naa20B). Gene Ontology annotation, cellular component: NatB complex. The record is from RefSeq and is a predicted model, not a curated record. Gene Ontology annotation, molecular function: protein-N-terminal amino-acid acetyltransferase activity. NCBI's taxonomy places the organism in Eukaryota, Metazoa, Arthropoda, Insecta, Diptera, Drosophilidae. Gene Ontology annotation, biological process: N-terminal peptidyl-methionine acetylation.